UGAAUACGCAUUAAACUAUGAAAACAAUAGCAAGUUAAAAAAGUGAAAAUUAACUCUAUUUAUGAUUUUACAAUUAAGACUUUCAUAAUUAAAACGUAAACGAAAUUUUAUUAAUAAAAUGUUUUCGCGGUCGCAAGCUUCAAAAGCUAACAAUGACGUUGAUAUCAGUAACAAUAAAAUGAGCACUAUCUGCGAAAAUGUAGAACAAAACGGCAACAACAACAACUACAACGUAAACGAAGAUGACGUAGUCACCAGCAAUGUUGCCCCCACUACAAAUCGUAGAAACUCCAGACUUUCGAUACGCGGUUUUGGCAGUAUUUUAGGAAAAAAACGGGAUGAACGAAAAUUUAGUUUAUAUCAAUUAACAAAUGAAUCACUUCCAAGAUUAGAUAACUACAGAGCAUCGAAAAGAAAUAUUAAAAGACCGUCCAUUGGUGAAAUGCAUGGAGAACCCGGGCGAGAACAACGUUUACCAAUUCCCGACCCACUUUCUGAAACUGGAACUACUACUGGACAUUCUGUUAAAUUAGGCUGGAUAAUGGGUGUCAUGAUACCUUGCUUGCUGAAUAUAUGGGGUGUCAUGCUGUUUUUGCGUCUUAGUUGGGUGAUUGGUGAAUCUGGAAUAUUACAAACUCUUGCUAUUAUUGCGAUAUCUGCAGUUGUAUGCGUCGUUACGACUUUAUCACUUUCAGCGAUUUGUACAAAUGGAGAAGUUAAAAGCGGCGGCGUUUACUUUAUAAUAUCACGUUCGCUAGGUCCCGAAUUUGGCGCAUCUGUAGGCGUUGUUUUCGCUUUCGCGAAUGCUGUCGCUGCAUCAAUGAAUACCAUUGGAUUUUGUGAAUCUUUAAAUGAUUUAUUAAAGCAAAAUGAUCUAAAAAUUAUUGAUAAUGGCAUUAAUGACAUAAGAAUAGUUGGGGUGUGCGCAAUUUUGCUAUUAACAUUCAUUUGCUGUGUGGGUAUGGAAUGGGAAACAAAAGCACAAAACUUUCUUUUAGCCACGAUAAUUAUCGCCAUAUUUAACUUUUUAAUUGGUGCUGCUAUUGGUCCACUAGGUAAUGAAGAAUAUAUUUCCAAAGGCUUUGUUGGUUUUUCAUGGGAUGUAUUUAAAGAAAAUUUCGGAUCCGACUACCGAUUUUCAGAAGGAGUGCAACAGAAUUCCUUUAGUGUUUUUGCUAUUUAUUUCCCAAGCGUAACAGGAAUACAGGCUGGCGCAAAUAUUUGUGGGGAUUUAAAGGAUCCCGGCGCAGCUAUACCAAAAGGCACGUUUUGGGCACUUUUGAUUUCUAUGUCUUCGUACGUUAUUUUUACAUUUUUUGCGGGCAGUGCUGCUGUACGUGAUGCUUCGGGGAAUGUAGCUGAUCUUGUUAAUGGUAGUAUUAUCAGCUCAUCACUACCAUGUAAAUUAAAUAAUGUAUGCAAUUUUAUUCAAAAGAAAUGUAUAUUUAUAUACAUAUAUAUUAAUAGCAAUUAUAUAAUACAGACUUGCGAGUUCGGAUUGGCCAACUCCUACUCAGUGAUGCAGCUAAUGUCGCUUUGGGAACCAUUAAUAUAUGCUGGCUGCUUUGCUGCUACUCUCAGCACCGCAUUGACUAAUUUACUUUCUGUACCACGACUUGUCCAAGCUUUGGGUAUUGAUCAAAUAUACCCCGGCCUAAUAUUCUUUUCGAAACCUUAUGGAAAGCAUGGUGAACCAUAUCGUGGGUACGUACUAACCUUCAUUAUAUCAGCCGGAUUCUUGCUCAUUGGUCAACUUAACGUAAUUGCACCUCUAAUUUCCACAUUUUAUUUGGCUUCUUAUGCACUUAUUAACUUCUGUACAUUCCACGCAGCGUUUGUAAAGCCACUUGGAUGGCGUCCCACAUUUAAAUAUUACAACCUUUGGUUAAGUUUAUUUGGUUUUCUGUUAUGUAUUGUAAUAAUGUUUCUUAUCGAUUGGAUGGCUUCCCUUAUUACACUUGUCAUAAUAUUUGCACUCUAUUUGGUGGUAAUGUACCGUAAACCUGAAGCAAAUUGGGGCUCCACAACUCAAGCGCAACAGUAUAAAGCUACGUUAACAUCAGUGUAUCGUUUGCAAAAUGUAUCUGAUCACGUUAAAAAUUAUAAUCCACAAGUUUUAGUACUAUCAGGUGAUCCAAAAAUACGUCCACCACUGAUAGAUUUUGGUUACUUACUUACCAAACAGAAUUCUUUAAUGUUUGUCGGAAACAUAUUACCAAAAAGUAUAGGUUAUAAAAAUAGCCAAAAAAUUAUUAAAGAAGGUCAAAAAUACUUAGAUGAACGCAAAAUUAAAGCUUUCUACACUCUCAUUGAUGGGUUCAAUAUGGAUGAUGGUGUUAAAAUAAUGGCAAAAUGUACAGGUUUGGGUAAAAUGAGUCCAAAUAUUGUAUUAAUUGGCUACAAAAAUAAUUGGUUUAAUUGUCGAAAGGAAGAAGUGGAAACCUAUUUCAAUAUAUUAUACAACUCAUUUUCACAACGGUUGGGAGUAGUAAUAUUACGCUUAAACAAUGGACUUGAUUUUUCAGGUGUUAAACUAGAAUGUACUACACCUACAACACCUAUGCAAGAUUUUCAAAUAGUUAGAACCUUCGGAUUUAACAAUCCUGUUAGUGUGGCUUCAGUAACAGCUUCGGAAUUGUUGCACGUUGAUUCUAAUCUUAAUUUAGCAAGUCUCGAUACACCAAAUAUAGGAAUAGCAGAAUCAGAACCAAACUUAGUAGAUCUUAAUGAAUUUAACGAAAAUAGAAACGAUAAUUCAAACGAUUCUGUAAAUACUUUGAGAAGUAACAUGUUAACCGUAUUUACACGCAAACAGCCAAAAAGCACUAUUGAUGUGUUUUGGUUAUACGAUGAUGGAGGCUUAACAAUGUUACUUCCACACAUUAUAUCUAUGCGUUCCAAUUGGAAGCAAUGCGAUCUUCGAAUUUUUGCUCUUAGCCAUGGCAAGGACGAAAAAGCCGAAGAAAAAAGCAUGGCCAAUUUAUUGAUAAAGUUCCGUAUCCAGUACUCUGAGCUUAUUAUGCUUAAAGGUCUUAGUGAUCGACCAAAACUGGAAACAAUCAACAAGCACAAAAGUCUAAUACAAAAUUUUUGUCAACAAGCAACAAACGAGUUUUCUAUUACCGAGCAUGAGUUGCGAUCUUUAGAAGAAAAAACAUGGAGACAACUCAGAAUACAUGAGCUGAUAGUUGAAUACUCAUUCAAGGCAUCAUUGGUUGUUAUGUCACUGCCAAUGCCACGAAGGGAAGCAAUAUCAACGCCAUUGUAUAUGUCGUGGCUAGAAAUGUUAACGACUGAUAUCAAGUGUCCAAUUGUUCUUGCCCGUGGAAAUCAAACUCCAGUUUUAACAUUUUAUUCAUAGAAUUAGUAAUAAGCACAUUAACCUUACAAUUAUUUUAAUAACAAAUACUUGAGAUAAAAGUGUAAAAGUAACAAAAAAACCAAUAAAAUAUAU
Molecule: messenger RNA, 3454 nt
Organism: Teleopsis dalmanni
Lineage: Eukaryota; Metazoa; Arthropoda; Insecta; Diptera; Diopsidae
Product: bumetanide-sensitive sodium-(potassium)-chloride cotransporter-like
Exons: 11
Coding region: 119-3361 (1080 amino acids)
Biological process (GO): chloride ion homeostasis; chloride transmembrane transport; cell volume homeostasis
Cellular component (GO): membrane
Molecular function (GO): sodium:potassium:chloride symporter activity
Source: RefSeq, a predicted model, not a curated record